AUGUGGAAGGAUAUACUACUACAGUCUAAACAGAGUAGUAACCUGGUGGGUAUUUUUCUGGACAAUUGUAAGGUGAAAGUGGGCAAUGGUCAUAGAAUCAAGUUUUGGACGGAUAAGUGGUGUGAAAACUUGUGCCUUAAAGAUGCAUUUCCACUGUUGUACAGGGUAGUAGUUGAUAAGAGAGUGUCAUUAUCUGCUAUGAUGGUCAGGAAAGAGGAAGCUGGUGAAUGGGUAUUUCAGUUUCGAAGGGCUCUGUUCGACUGGGAAAGAGAGGAGGUAAUCAGAUUGGUAAAUCAGAUUGAGGCAGGUCCUGUUAUUAGGUGUUACUUAGAAGAUGCUAUUGUUUGGAAAGCCUUGGAAUUUAGAAGCCCAGUUAGCAAAAGGAUUUGGGUUAAACAUGUCCCACCCAGAGUUCAAUUUUUUGGAUGGCUCGCUUGGAAAGGAAAACAAAAGACGGCUGAGUUUCUGUACAGGAUUGGUGUUCUGCCUGCUGGUGCAUCUGUAGUAUGUUGUCUAUGCAAAUCUGGAGCUGAGUCUCUUAUCCAUGUGCUUCUAUUAUGUUUAGUGGCUUGGAGAGUGUGGUAUGAAAUGCUUAGAUGGUGGAAGGUUCAAGGAGCAUUGCCAGCCUCAGUAGAGGACAUUCUUGAAUGGUGGUCAGGGGUGGGUCUCACCAAAAAGGAAAGGAUGAUGUGGAAUGCCAUUCCUUUACUUGUGAUGUGGUCCUUAUGGAAACAUCAUAAUGAAUGCUUAUUUCGGGAGGUUGUCCCAAGUGUGGAUGGGAUUACGGAUCUGAUUAAGUUAAAAAUGGCUGUGUGGUUCAAGGAAGUAUUUAAGGAACAUAUGUUUUCAGUUCAUGAUUUCGUAUUUAAUCUAGAGCGCAUCAGAUUUAGUUUGGGAGGUGGCUACAGUGAGUGA
Molecule: messenger RNA, 915 nt
Organism: Camellia sinensis
Lineage: Eukaryota; Viridiplantae; Streptophyta; Magnoliopsida; Ericales; Theaceae
Source: RefSeq, a predicted model, not a curated record